Messenger RNA from Hermetia illucens (black soldier fly), 9318 nucleotides. RefSeq lists its product as uncharacterized. The transcript is spliced from 6 exons. The record is from RefSeq and is a predicted model, not a curated record. Gene Ontology annotation, biological process: calcium ion import across plasma membrane. Lineage: Eukaryota; Metazoa; Arthropoda; Insecta; Diptera; Stratiomyidae. The coding region runs from base 1354 to 3684 and encodes 776 amino acids. Gene Ontology annotation, cellular component: plasma membrane. Gene Ontology annotation, molecular function: stretch-activated, monoatomic cation-selective, calcium channel activity.
UCCUGCGAAACGCGCAAAACCUUUGCUCGUUUAUUUUUAUUUUUAUAUAAUAAUUAUUGUUCCAACGAUCGAAUAACUUUCACCUCUACUGCGUAUUGUUGUUACUAAAAUCUAAACUCUGCGAAAUUCAAAUGUUUCAUUGGGAUCGAGACGUCCCUCGGUGGCAACUUUUAUUUAUGUAAUACCGAAGGCGGAUAGCCUGCUUGUGAACUGUUGGUGAACGUGGAGAUUUGGUUUUGCAGUUGUAAAUUGGACACUAAUAGUUUUCCGCUGACAACUAGUUACUGUCUGUGUCUUUAUUGCUGCGAUUUCCAAUACGUUUUCCAUUGCGGAUCGUGCGAUUUUCGGUCGUCGCAGCCGCCGUUGAAAGGAGAGAUGUGACCAAGGGCUCUCCACGUAUAUGGAACCUAUCGUGCAAAAUACUUUUCGCAUGUACUUACUGAAAGGAGGAAAGCCGAAAGAGAAAUAAGUUUCGUGUGUUGGUAGGACAGAUUGAUUGAAGAAGACAAAGAAAAAGGAAGAAAAAAGAGAAAAGACGGAAAACGGGCGACUGGCACGCCACGGUGUGUAACGUCGUGUAACUAAAACCGUCCCGGAUAGAAGAAAUAUAUAUUACACCUUUUCUCAGUUUUUUCUACUGCUUUCCCACUAAUAUCACUGUCCCCCAACCGAAAUCCAUGCGGACUUUCUUAAUUUCGCCUUCCGUUUGUUAGCCGUUAUUAAAUGGAAUUUAGUGAAAGGAUAUUGCGCUAACAAGAAGGUGAAACUCUGCGUUUCGGAAAUGAAACACGAAAAUGAAUCAUUAUAUAAAUUACCGGAAUGAAUUUGCAAUAAAAUUUUGACGAAAUCAGUAAAGGGAUGAAAACGCGAUGAGAUUCCCUAAAUGAGGCGAAACAUUACGAGGAAGUUACACAGAAUGCAUUGUUGAAGCGAAAGUUUAAAAGCUGUUAUAUGUUGAGAGCGGAGCGUAUCUAACUUGGAGGUUUUGAUUCCUUUUCCGUUACUUUCUGUUGUAAUUGGUAAACGCCGUAAGGAUAUCGUACGUGGAAUUUAAGUAAAUUGAUACAAUAAAAACUCGUUAAAUCGCUCGGAACGAACUAGUAUUUCGAAGUUUUUGGGAUAGUUCUAAGAAGCUACAAACCAAUACGGGAGGAUCCUGUGCGGUUGGUGUUUUAAGGUGGUGAAAGCGGCUAAAUAGUUCGAAUGUUGGAUUGGAAUAACAGUUAAGGCCGGAGCCUAGAUACUUAGGUGAUGAUGGGGCCAUGAGCCCAUCAUAUCCUCAAAUCAAUUGGAGUCGCAAGCGCGUCUCAAGCGGGCCUGCACCAUGCUAGCACCGCCGAACCCGAGGUCAAUAUGCGGCCAGGACCCGGGCUGGUCGUGAUGGCGCUUGCGUUUAUUUCGGGGGCUCGGCGUGGCAGCACCAGUCAACAACAACAUCAGCGACAACAACAAGAAUCAGAACAUCAACAUCAUCAGCAUCUGCAGCAGCAGCAACACGACCAACAUCAGUUACCAAUUUUUCCCAAUAUCUACGAUAAUUUCCGAGCGAAUUUCGUUAUCGAUAACAGUUACGAUAGUUAUAAUAAUAUCGACGAACGGAAUUUCGUGAAUUCAAACGGUUACGCUGCGGAAAACGAGAAUUUCGUGAGUUACAAUAAAUUGGGCAAAAUUGGUCACGAUAGCCAACAGGAAGAGGAGGAAGCCAGUUACGGUAUCGGUAGUGGCACUAGUGCAUUGGCUCGUGUUAAUCCGUGGCUGUCUGCUUGCGAUCUGGCGCAACCUAAUCAAGCACCUGAUCUCCAGGGUCAAUGUUCAGCUGGUACACUGCCUGUAGCAUGGGUAGAUGAGGGUCCUGGUCCGCCACGUUGUCCGCAAUCUUGCGAACAAUUACGUUUAGAAAAAGAAUUAUUCUUAAAAAAUAAUAAAAAUCGGAUUAAUGAUAAUAAAAAUAUGAAUAAUAAUAAAUUAUUAAGUAAUAGUAAUAAUAAAAAUAUAAACAAUAAUUUUAAUACUAUGAAUUAUAAAAAAAAUGGAAAUGAGCUGCCACAUCAGCAAACGAUGACAACAGAGCAACAACAGCAACAACAGAAGCAUCAACAGCAACAAGAACAACAGCAACAACAUCAGCAGCAGCAGCAGUACCAUCAGCAACAACCAAAACACCAACAACAGCAGCAAUCGCAGCAGCAACAACAACACCAGUGCCUUGACUAUUUGGGCGAUACCGAGGAGUCCAGUCCCGCGCAACUUUGCAAAAAGCCGCGCAACGUCUUAGCGCAAAAAUUACGCGUGUUACGUAUGAAACAUUGUUGUGAACGUACCGUGUUUAGUGCUCUACAUACGUUAGCCUUAAACGCCACCCUGAGCGGGGGCAGCGAAUGCAUACGGACACUAAACGACAUUUUGGAUAUGGAUGCGUUGGCGACGCGUAUCACAUGCGAAUUUAGCGAAAUUCUCGUGCGCUACGACUGCCGUCAAACCUAUUCGUUGAUACAUCAUUGUGAGGACUGUCGAGAAGCGUAUCGUCGAUGGGUAUGUAGUACACUAAUACCAUAUUUCGCCGAGCCGGAAGAUAUUCGGCAGAAAACGACAACAUCGAAUACGAUUAAUAAAACGGAAAAUCAUUCAGCGGCUAGUUCGAAUUUAUAUCAUGCGAGAACGAGUCGGAGUACAAGAAAUAUAUCGGAUACUGAUAACGAUAAUGCUAAUGAUAAUAAUAACGAUAAUUCGAAAAAGAUAUUAACUACUACUACUACUUCUUAUAAUAAUAGAAAACACGUCCAACGACGACGUACUAAUAGCGGGACAUCAUCGGAUAAUGUGUCCCAAUCCAUAUCGACUGCCAUAGCGAAUCCUAUCGUCAAGGAUCCGUUGUUAGACAGACUUUUAAAGAGAACGAAACGGAAAUCACAAGUCAAACGAAGAAGAAGGCUUCGACCAUGCCUUAGUGUUUGUCAAACAGUAGAGCAAAUAUGUCCGUAUUUGCUUCCUGCCGAUAGAGCGCCAGCCUAUCCAACGCAAUAUGCAGGAGAGCCCACGUUUCUAUGCUUAGACCACAACAUCCUCGAAACGGGGGAACAGCUACGAAAAUCAAAUAAUGGUCCACCAAAUUGUUGUUAUCGAUAUUGUGACACACCAGCUGAUGGAAUCUGUGCACACUGUGAUCUAUUUUAUUCAAAUCAGUCAAAUCGCACAGGAAACACUACAGCAUCUCAACACACCUCAACCUCACCCUCAGAAUCAUCAUCGGCGUUGCGCCAACAUCCGGAAAAUCUAGAUUUGAGUCGUUUGGUAGAGAUUGAUAAUAUCUACUACUACGAUGACUACGACGAUGCACCUUCCGAACCAGCAGCCAAUUGCCAAACUGUUCAAAGUACAACUCCUACGUCAUCUCAUCCAUGCACCAUACCCUACUAUGCAUCAUCGUCCAUUAAACUAGGUUCAACAUUAAUGUCGUAUCGAUUUUUCAUAUUUUGGACGAUUUUCUGGUGUUUAUUAGUUAACAUUUCAAUUCCAAUAAAUUACGAAUAUUGUAAUUGGACUAAUUAUAAAAAGCUUAACGUUUUGUUGUAUCAACAACAACAACAUGAAUAUGAGAUUGAUGAAAAUACACAGCAAAAACAACAACUAUUACAACAUGCUGCAACAACGAUGCGUGUCAGUCACAUAGUGAUGAGGUUAUAGUCAAUACAAAAACAAUGCGAUGAAGAUAGUAGUGUAAUAAUGAUUAGAAUUAUUAUUAUUUUAUUUCUUGAAAAAUAUCAGAUUGUACUGUUCUCAAAAUUGAAGCAAAAAAUUUAUAGUAUCUAGAGAAAAACAAAUUCUAUCUAAAACAAAAUAAAUAAGAACUAAUGAUGGAAGAUAUAUAACUAUUAGAUAACUUCGAAUGGAUUUUUAGAGAUGGACAGGAAGGCGGAUUAUGCAUUUCGUUUCGGUUCUGCUUAGGUAUAUAACUUAGGGAAAUAGAGCCGCAAUGUAUUGAGUGAUUAGAUGUUGAAAAGUGAUAAAUUUGAACAAUAAAAAUACGUAUUUUUUGCAGAUUACAGUGAGUUAAACUUGAUGCAUUCUUUCAUCGAAUCCAUAAUUAUUUUAAAAUUAUUAUAUUUCUGGGAAACAUACCAGUUAGGUAUAUUUAUGACGAUUUCCCCUUUCUGGUCCUGGUCCUGGACACGAGGCUAAAAACGAGCAGUAACAAAAAUAUGCAUCUAAACCCCUCAAUAUAUGCUCUAUUUCCAACUUCUCUUAUUUAAAACUAUUAGAUUUUCAUUGAAAUCAAACAUGCCUAUAAACAGAGUUUCCCGAAGUUGCUGCUGAAGCAAACUUUCUUUCGGAGAGAUAACAUUAAUAAAGUUAACUAAAAUGGUAGAUUUUAGCGCUAUUUCUUGUAAACGUUUCUAAUUGUUCCCAUCUAGUUUUAAUUGUUAUUUUCGUUAAAGAGCUAACCAAUCAGUUAUGAGAACUCAUCUUUAUCAAGCAUGUGCUAUUGUAUUUGACAUUAAUUUCCCAUCUUUCAAAUUCCUACGUUAAUUACAUGAAAUAAAGACACAACUUAGUAGGAGGGAAGGAAAUUCGAAUAAUUUACUGAUUCCGUCAAUUUUUACAACAAUUGCUGUUAAUUAUUCAUUUAAGCGCGCGAAAGAGUAAUAAUAGAAUAACAGAUGGUAAAACUCAAUACUUUUUUAUUUACCGAAAAGAAUUUUGUUCUACAGGGAUAAAUAUACAAAUUUCACACAAGCACUUUAUAGAUCAGGACUUGUUGAAGAUUAUGAACUUGUUUUCAAAAAUAAUUCAUUUUGAAGGAUAUGCUAUGAAUUUAUGUUAUAUUCUACAUAGAUUUAUUCGUUGUUUGUAAAUUUGAAUGUUAUCACUCGUAUGAACGUAAAAUGAAAUAUAACUUUAAAAUGAAUAAAAGAAAACUAAAGAAGUUUAGAGUUAAGAAAAUACACACCAUCUGAAUUAUAUAUGUAGUAGAUAAAAAAAUAGAUGAAAGAAAUAUUUUCAAUUCUCCUACUACAAAUAUAGUUUAUUUGAUAUAUUGAAUAAAAUGAAAUUAAUAAAUAUGAUUACUUAGGACAUAAUAAAAAUUAUUAAAUUUAAGAAAAUUUAGAUAAAAUCAAGAAACAAGGAAAAACAACUAAAAGCAGGAAAAUCACGAAUAUAAUGCACUGUUGGAAUUAUUCUAUGAACAACCAAAAAAAGUCAACUAAAAAUGAAUAUAAAAUGCAUCUAAAGAAUGAAAAUAAAGUGAAAAAACUGAAAAAUAAAUGAAAUUUAUGGAAACUAUUGUACUAAAAAGGAGAAGAAAAAGCUAUUUUGAAAAUGAAACCGUUCAUUUUGAUAAAGUAUUUAUUUCAGAAUUAUUUCUGUAGUUUCGAGGUGAGCACUUUACAUGUACAUGUGGCAUAUAAAGUUCUUUAUAUGUAUUAUUUAUUUUUUUACACUUUCUGUUAUGAAGUAAUUUACUAUCCCUAGAUAUAUAAUGAAAUAGUUUAUGAAAUCAUUUAGACUAAAAAUAGUAAUAUCAAAUUCACCGAAAUAAAUUUGAAAUUAUCGACGAAAUAAAAACAUAUUUCCCAACGAAAUUUGUCAUAACAGGAACACCAGAUUUUUAUAAAGAACAUUUCCGGUUGAUUUCAGUACUCAAUGCUUCCAAGUAGAAAACAUCAAGAAAUAUGUAUUUUAAUUUUGAAAGUAAUUCUUCAGCCAAAUUAAAUACUGUGUAAGUGGAAUAUAGGAUGAUAUCAUCCCAAUGGAGAAAGUGAAUAAUAGAAUAAAUUUUUCCAAUUAAAAUGGAAAUAUAGACGAGCAAAGAAAAAGAAAGACCUUUAAUACUGCCAACCUAGUUCAUAAAUGAAAAAGUAAAAUGAUUAUAGAUUUCAGAAAAUAAGAUAAAAUAUUUAUAACGGAUUGUGGUUAAACAAAAAAAAAAUAAAAUAGGUUCUUGGUUUUAAAGUUAAAUAAUAAUUUUGGAAAUUUGUUAGAAUGACUGGUAAUUUUUAUUUAUUUUUUAUUGCUGUUUUAUUCGAUACAAUUAUUUUAUAUUAAUUGCAAAUUAUGCGAACUAAAACAGCCAUAAGUUUUAUGGAAUCAAAUCAAUGAGCUUUUGAGCAUUCUAUUUUACUAAAAUGGCUUAUGCUUAAAAUGCUUAUCUGCUCAAUUAAGCACUCCUGAAAUUCCAACAGAAUUCCCCGAGCCCGAAAAAUAAACGAAAAUAAUUAUACAUAUCCUCAAAGAAGAGAAUUAAAAGAUAUAAAUUUACUAAAAUCGUGCAAAAAUCAACGAAAAAAUUUUAUGAAUGGAACUGCAUAAUUUGUUUAUACCAAAAAGAUUUUGUAAUAUUAAUUUUGUAUACAACAAGCCUCAUCAAAUCUCAAUAGCAAAUUAGUCAAGUCAAUGGGCUUUUACUGACACUGUGGCUUUUGAAUUCCGAUAUACUUAAUUAAGGGACGUACCAUUUAUCAGUCCCAUAAGACUCUUCUUAGUAAGCUCCAAAAAAAAUUUGCGAGAGCUUUGGUCCAUAUCGUCCCCAGCAGCACUCUAGACGGUGCCAUUUCUUAUGAAUUCGCCCAGUAUAGUUUUCUCAGCCUUCCUUUCUGAAUGUCAUGGUCAGAAGCCUUUCCCGAUGGAUUCUUGUCAAUAAAAUGCCGUUUCUUCUCCCUUUACGGUUAAUCUAGUUAAUCUGUUGCUCAUUGCCUUUUAACCCAAUAUGCCGUGGAAUCCACAAUACCCAUGACCUACUGUACGAGCCAAAAGCAUAGGGUAGUUUCGACUGGUUAUCCUGCUCGGUAAGCCAAUUGGCAUGGAUGGAAAGUAUUAGGAUUUACAACGUUAGUGCUAAUGUUCUCAUCCAGGACAUUCUCCACUGUUUUCAGUAAGGAGGCCGUCUGAAAUAUUUAGAAUGAAAACGACAUUUUCUGCCUUUAAUGCAACAUUCUCGUAUUCGGCGAUAAAAUCCAGAUUCAAUAUAAAUACUCCGGAGCAUUUAAUUGAGAAGUCCUAAAUAUGUGCAUCUCUUUGCAUUAGUCAUUGGUUUCGAGGCAAAAAGAUCAGAAGAAUGAUAUAUAAAUUGUGGAGUCUAAAAAGUAAGGAUUAUGAUAAAGGAAAUUUGCAGGCAUUUUUCCAUUUGGAAAGUAACAGUACUAUGUACUGCACAAAAAUAUUCAUCUCACUAGUGCUUCUCCACAGUAGGCAUGCAUUCCAUUACAGUUGUUGAAAAUUAUAGUGUACGCCAGCUCCAGUCUUUUGCGUACGAGUUUGUAACGGUAAGAGGAUAGCUUCUGCAAAAGUACCUUUCGGUCUGAUAUGUCCCAAACUCCAAGAUUGCUUGUUAAGAUUUCGAUUUCGAAAUUCUUUGCAUUAAUAUCCUGCCAGCUAUCGUUAUUGGGGCUAGCCACUGAAUGCGACCGAAAUUCCCCAUAAUAUUUGCCAGAAGAUACCUUUUGAUCAGCUUUUUUAUCGUAUCAUGUUGGAUUGUUUCAAGACAGGAAUCGUCUUUACUGGGUUGCACAUUAGGCCAAGCGCAGCAAUCGCUUAGCUUUGCGGUAUCUCAUAUAGUGCAGCCUCCUUGGAUCCGAACGGUUCCGCCCGAAAAGUUGACCAUUUACGCUGAUUAAAGCUGCUGGACUCCAAUAUUUUAAUCGUCUGUUUGAUCAAAAUCUUAGUCCCUUGCCUAGUCUCGGCUACAUUCAGUAGCCGGCUGAAAUAAAAAUCAUUUAUUUGUCUUCCUGCUGCAAACAGAUAUCUCACUUUUUCAUCCCUUGUCAGUUGAUGCAGAGUUCAGACGGCCAAGCAUGCAGAAGGCGUUUCGUUAAAAAAACUGCGGUUAGAAGGUACUCCUAAAUUGACAUACGAUUUAGUAGUCUGUUCAAGCCAAUGACUAAAUUCUGGUCAUCCAGAACAUCUUCUAGUAUGAACUAAAACUACUAUCCUCCUGCAACUUAGAUUAGCAGGCAUCGCACGCUUCCAGAUGAUAGGGUGGGAUCACUUGCCGCAUAGCGCCUCGAUAGAUAUUCUCUUGAAACGUUUUAGGAUAUGUUUAUCGAAAACCAGGAUUUUGAACCAGUUAGCUGCUUAAAAUAAACUAAUGUACUAUUUCUGAGUUCCUCAGUUAAAAAAAAUUGAGAUUUCCUUUAAACAGCAACAUGACGGCAUAUCUCCCACUACUGCACUUGAGUAAAUGAUUUCACAUUCGUUCACUGACAGCUGGCCAUUCUGUGUGUCAUCGGUCUCGAACAAACAUUUAAGAGCUCUGAGGAAGUCGUCUACCAUGGAACUAUUUCACACAAAAUUCUGGUCUUUAGAGGAGUCAAGCCGUACUCCAGAACCACCAGAGAUUUUCCCUUUUUUAGACAACGCUUAAUAGUCUCACAGACUUCCAAACCUAGUAUGAUAUAGGUAUAAAAUUUUCUGUUAGAUUCUAGAUUGAUUAGUUCAAGCUAAGAAACCUAGUUUGACAAUGCUUUCGUUUGGAAGCAGCGUGAACAACGAACUCAAUACAUAUGCUUCCAACAUUAGUUUGUAAUUCCAUUGAAAAUUUUGUGAUACAGCGAUAUUUACCAACUUUCGUAUUUUUGCGGCAUGUACACUACCGAUUUCCCAUAUCAAUAACAAGGUGUUCCUUUUUUAAACCACACCUGUUCGCAGGCUCCGUUUAUAGCAACGAAUCUUGCUAUUACAUUUUCUCGAUUGUGUAGUUUUUUCUACUUCACCAUCUACGACCAUUUACAACUGACCGUCGUCCGGCAAACAAAGAGUGAAUAGUCCCUCUUGCAAAGUUUACCGACUGCAGAAACUCCUUAGUAGCUUCUAAGGAUUAUUCUAAACAAAGUCUUCCUAUCCAAUUGCUCCAAUGCUUGUUGUAAAUCCCAUCUUGCUCAAACCGCCAGCAUAGCUUCUUUUAUAUAGAUAAUCGCGUCCAAAUAUUUGCUGGCUGCCUGCCAAUCGUUGCCAAAUCGUCCCUGCAGGAUUAAAAUUGCAGAAUAGUAGUAAUUUCUGCUUAACUGCAGAUGCGACACAGCCUCUAACCGGCCUGCGAGGGAUUAUAUUCAACAUAUUUAGUGAGAAAUGAGCAUAUUAUUGUAACUUGUACAGGUGAUAACCACAUCCUUUGAGCUAGGACAAAUGUUAACAAAUUGAAUUUAGCAAUAAUGGCAUGGGAUCAUUUUAGCAAUUGACUAAUCAAAUUCAUGACUAUUUUAAUUAAACGCCGUUCUAAGCUUAUAGCGUACUGUUACGGUCUUGAAUGAUGUACUCUAGCACGCUUCAAGACCCCGACUAAAAAACAAAAAAAAAACAGUAAGCUCCUUUAUGCUGCUAUAU